This is a messenger RNA of Siniperca chuatsi (mandarin fish), 3160 nucleotides long. It is a transcript of the gene efcab14, whose product is annotated as EF-hand calcium binding domain 14. The transcript has 9 exons. The record is from RefSeq and is a predicted model, not a curated record. The coding region runs from base 557 to 1786 and encodes 409 amino acids. NCBI's taxonomy places the organism in Eukaryota, Metazoa, Chordata, Actinopteri, Centrarchiformes, Sinipercidae.
GUUACUUGGACGCCCUGCCCAAACAAUACAGGCAGCUGAGCAGAUCACUGAAAGUACAGUGCCGCAUAUUUGGAUUUUAUGCUAGAUAGGUUGUGUUCUGUUUAUCUAUUUGACGAUUUUUGCAAUGUUUCCAGAAUGAGUGACGUCGGGGCACGUAUUUUUAAACCUCGCGGAGACGAUGUGAUAGUACAGUAACGAUAGCCAGCCCUUGUUAGCUACCGUUAGCAAGGUGCUAGACGCGUUAGCUAACGUAUGCGAUAACCCGGCAGCUGGUAGAAAAAGUUGUUUUAGAGAAGAUUUUUUGGGAGAGUUACAUAAUACCGAUCGGCUGUUGAACAUUUUUAUAAAUUAGGUGUAAGUCAACAAGGCAACCAACCGGCAACGUCCGAUGUGUUUAUAUUCGUUAGCACCGUUGCGUGGUUGUGAUUCAAGCUAGCAAGAGAACAUUACAUUAGCUUAGCUGCUACAAACGACAACAUCUACCAAACUGGACAAAACUUUGGAUUUAGUCGGGUUUAAAUCGGGCUCAGCGGGUUCGCUGACCCCUCAGAAGAAGAUGAAGAAGAGGAAGGAGCUGAAUGCCUUAAUCGGGCUCGGAGACAGCAAGAGAAAGAAGACCAAAAAGGGGUCCGGUCACCGACUUCUCCGUACCGAGCCACCGGACUCAGAGUCCGACUCGAGCUCGGACGACGACGAGUUCAACAACCUGAGCAGCGGAGCUAACUUUGGGAAAAGAAGCUACACGCAGUGCUGCAACAUGUGCUACCCCUUGUUUCUGUUCAUCAUACUAGCUGCCUGUGUUAUGGCCUGUGCUGGACUUAUAUGGAUGCAGAUUGCUUUGAAAGAAGAUCUAGAUGCCCUGAAAGAAAAGCUGCAUAGCAUGGAAUCCAGCCAGAAGGUUUCAUCAAGUGAAAUACCAAAACUAAGUGAGGACCUUAAAAACAAGGACAGAAAGCUUGACAACAUUGAAAACGGGGACAAGGGGUUGAGCAAGCUCUGGUCUAACCUAACAGAAAUUAACAGAAAGAUCAGUUUGCUGGACUCUGCAGUAAACCAUUUAAAGGCCAACUUGAAAUCAGCUGCUGAUUUAAUCAGCUUUCCCACUACGGUUGAAGAGCUUCAAAAGAGUGUUGCUACAAUUGGCAGCACACUAACAAGUGUACAGCAUGAUGUGAAGACUAUGCAGGCUGCUCUUGAAAAUCAGAAGAAAGAUGAGGACUUGAAGAAGACAAUGGACAUAACAGACCUGAGAAAAGCAGUGAGUGAGACUAACAAGACGGAGGAGCUGUACCAUACACGGGCUGAUGAGCAGAUCCACAUCCUCCUCUCCACGGUUGCUGAUCUUCACCAGAGAGUGUCUUCGUUAGAGAACGGGUCAAAGCAAAGCUCAAAGGACAAUGACGCAGCAGCUCAACUGGCAAUCACCAGUGAAAGUCCAGCAAAUGAGUUGGUGAACGAAGCUAUUACAACCAAAGCAACACCUGGGGGUGUGCAAGAGCCUCAAACAAGCAGACGUCCACGCUUCUUAACUCCAAACCGCUCUAAGAGAAAUGCUGAGACAGCAUGCCCAAAGAGGGUGGUCCUGCCUGGUGUCAGUUCUCUGAAAGACUUGGAGGACAUCUUCCAGCAGGCAGGCAUUGGACGUAAUUCACUUGGACUGACCUACCAUGCCCUGAGCAAAGUAUUUGGAACAUCAACUCCUAGUGCUCGUACCAUGGAGUGUUUUGACAAUGACGGGGACCAGAGGUACUCCCUGAUGGAGCUGAGAGCUGCUGUAGGUUUGUGAGCACAUUAUCACUGACAGCAGUGAACAGUAUUGACUACCCAGCGGGGUCUGGGGGUUCGGAGAUCCCGACCCUUUUCUGUAAUUGCUGCACUUUUGUGAACUCUAUUUAUCAUACUGAUUGUGGAACAGUGGCGCUGGCAUGCCCCCCUACUCACUCCCCCUCCCCAGUCCAUUUCAACACAACCUCGUCCACAAAAAAUAUGCUUAAAUUUUAAAGUUAAUCCAUAUACGUUCCUGUAUGCAGAAUAUUCCGUUUAUUUUAGCAAAUCCCAUGGUUUAUAUGAAAUAAAACGUGGAAAUAAGUGUUGUGAAUUAUUUUGGAUCCCAUUUUCCACCCUCAGUUGUCAGACUUGCUGUUUUCCUGCACCUGGGUUUUUUUUUUUUUUCAACCAAUCUCUCAUCUUGAUGUAACAUUUGUGUAUUUAGCUUCUCUGGAGGCUGUAAUUGUCAGUCUAUUGUAGAUGUCCCCACCCAUCAACACAAACACCUGAUACAACUCACCUGAACCAUAUUUAUAGAACCUGAGAUACAAUUUUAUGAAUGUUUACAAACGACUACUAGAAACAGAAUGUUUGUGUCUUUUGUUUUGUUUUUAGACAGAUUCCUAACUUAACUGAAACACAAUUUCAGCUAAGGUAAACAAAGUUUCAGAUUUCUUUCUGUUCAGUGUGUUUUUUUUUCUCAUUUAUCUUCAGUUAGUUGCUACAUUUUGAUUGUGAUCGUGUGUGUAAUCCAUCUGUACAUUUCUGUAUUUUAGCUUGUUUUUUGUAGUUUUCAAUUCUACAAGUUUUGAAGGGCUAUGAACACUUUGAAUCAUUCAGAAAGAAUUUUGAAGUGGUAACUUGUGAGGCAUAUGUAGCAAUAACAAAAUGACAGAUAUUGCUUGUUCAGAGUUGCAGUAGACAGAAGGCACUCCUAGCUCACAAUGUGUAACAGGUAGUAUAAGAAGCACUGACCAUCACUCUUUACUUGAUUCAUUUUAUUCCAUUUUUAUGGGCCUAAUAAUGGUAUAUUUACAAAACUAAUUUGUCAUAUUCAUUGCUGUACUCUGUAAAAAUGGUUUAAAUGUAUUCUCAACAAAUUAUGUUGUGAUGGAGGUUGGGUUGGUAAAAUUUGCUUUACAGUCUUAAUCUCAACAUUGUACAGUUUUUAAAUAACUAUUGUGCUUUGCAUGUUUCUUAUAAUGAACAAAUUAUUUAUAAACUUAACAUAGCAGACUUCUUGUUUUUGCAGGACAAUGGUUAGUUGAACUCAAAUUGUAACAGCUUUGGCCAUCAUGACAUAGAUCUUGGAUCCAUGCUGCUACUGUACAUGAGAGAUUUUAUGAAUGUGUUUUUGUGUGAGCACCAAUGAAUAAAAACAUAGUUAAAGGUU